Molecule: messenger RNA, 3362 nt
Organism: Hyla sarda
Lineage: Eukaryota; Metazoa; Chordata; Amphibia; Anura; Hylidae
Gene: ORMDL1
Product: ORMDL sphingolipid biosynthesis regulator 1
Exons: 5
Coding region: 345-806 (153 amino acids)
Biological process (GO): intracellular sphingolipid homeostasis; negative regulation of ceramide biosynthetic process; ceramide metabolic process
Cellular component (GO): endoplasmic reticulum membrane
Molecular function (GO): nucleic acid binding
Source: RefSeq, a predicted model, not a curated record
AAUCAGACGCGUCGAUUCAUCGUUGUGUGCGUUCCAUUGGGAUAGAGUCUAAUGUUCUAGAACCUUUGAGAGAAAUCGUCCGAUUUCAGCUCCGUAAGAAAACCGUUCGGAACAGUAAUCGAGCUGCUUGCUGACCGCUGACAGGAGUGGGCGCAAAUUGCAAUCGGUCUCAGUACAGAAGGAGCGCCAUUGGUCUUUUGAAGAGAGAAAUUUGCUGAAAUUGAAGUCAGGGGUCAUGUGCAUUUUCAAACCUCCCAUGGAGCCAUAACAGCAGAAACCCCCAACAUGUGACACCGUUUUGGAACUAGGCCCCUCCAGGAACGUAACAAGGGUUACAAACAAAAAUGAAUGUGGGUGUAGCACACAGUGAGGUCAACCCAAAUACGAGGGUUAUGAACAGUCGUGGAAUGUGGCUAACCUACGCCUUGGGGGUUGGCAUGCUGCACAUCGUCCUCCUCAGCAUUCCCUUCUUUAGUGUUCCUGUUGCUUGGACCAUGACUAAUGUCAUUCACAACUUGGGAAUGUAUGUGUUUUUACAUGCCGUGAAGGGAACACCAUUUGAAACACCAGACCAGGGCAAAGCACGGCUACUAACACAUUGGGAGCAGCUAGAUUAUGGAGUUCAGUUCACUGCAUCAAGAAAAUUCUUCACUAUUUCUCCAAUUAUUCUGUACUUCCUGACAAGUUUCUAUACAAAGUAUGAUCCAACACAUUUCUUCAUCAACACGGCUUCUCUCCUCAGUGUUCUGAUUCCCAAAUUACCACAGCUUCAUGGAGUCAGAAUCUUUGGCAUUAAUAAAUACUGAACAGGAAUCUUCAAAAUCUGCUUCUGGUGGAGGAAAGGAUAGUCAGCUAGACAAUUUUAACAGUUAAUAUAUUAAAAUUCUAUUAAUAUAUUGACUUUUUAAAUGGGCACUGUCAGAUAUAAAAACUUUUGAUAUGUUGUAAAGCAUUCAAAACCUAUAGGUUUUGCAAUUGCUUUCAUUAGAAAAUUUUCAGUAUUUCAUACUGGAAGAGCCAGUCAAAGAAAUGACCCCCACCCCCUGGGAUGCAUUCUAGUCCUGCUGUGUACACUGCUGUGUCACUACGUCAUAGACCCACUUCAUAAUUGACAGAAAGCUGCUCUGCUCUCAGCUCCAUCACUGCCUGUGUUUACUUGUCUGCCUUGUGAAGAAGGGGAGGGGCAGGAACACACUGCAGCUGGGCUUUCACUGACUGCUUGUGUGAAGAGAAGGGGGAGAGGGGCAGGAACACACUGCAGCCGGUGAAUAGAGGAUUUAUUUGUUUAUAAAGUAAGUGUCCCUGCAUGCAUGUAUGUGUGUAUGGAUAAAUAUGUAUGUGUGUAUAUCAGUGAAUAUAUGAAGUGUGUGUGUGUGUGAGACAGAGGGACUACAAUCAUAUGCCUCCAGCUGUUGCAAAACUACAACUCAAAAGGAUGUGUGGGCAUGCUGGGAGCCGUAGUUUUGCAAAAGCAGUAGGCACACAGCUUGUGUGUGUGUGUGUUUGUGAAUAGCAUAAAACCAGAAAGGAAAGGGUUACUGCUCCCAGAGCAGAGAGAGGGAGGGGGAGUGGUUAUCACAGACAGGGACCCGGUCCCUGCCUGUAAAUGAAAAGUACUUUUCACUUUGCAAUCACUCCAAGUAAAUAAGGUGAAUUCUAAGAGAAAUAUUGGGAAUAGGCACAUAAAGAUUAUAUGUACAUCAUCAGGAUGAGAUACUAAACAACAUAUAACAGUUUUUUUUUUUUUUUUUUGGUGAUCUGACAGGUACGCUUUAAGCUGUUGGAAUUUACACAGGCUUAAAGAAGGCACCUCUACCACAAUCCUCCAGAAUCUACCAGGAGGUCUUAUGUAAAGGCUAGCCUUUGCAGGCUGGGCUGGCCCAGCUAUGACCCGAAGUUUGCAAUGCACAAACAAGACUGACAAGAAUGUUAGAAACUGCACAGUAAAUAUGGAUGAUCAGAUUGUGAAUACCAUUUAUAAACCAUAUAUUACUUUUUUAAUCAUUAAAUGAUCAGGUGUAGUUAUCUAAUCUGUAACCAGCAACAGCAUUCACUAGCUGACAUAAUGGUUUGCUGCAUGCUGUGAUAAUAAUUAUAUGCACUAGUUGUUUUUUUUUUUGUUUGUUUUUUUUGUGGGGAUUUUUGUUUAGUUUACCAAUACUUGUUUAAUUUGCUGUUUAACAUGGCUGAACAUACUUUUAUGAGUAAUUCAGUUGUCAUGCAUCCUCUAUAGUCAUCUCUUCGCAAACAGUACCAUUAUUAGACAUCUUUCGAUAUUAUAGAUAUUUGAUAUAUUUGUGCUUGUGUAAUUUAAUUUAAGGUGAGUUUGCUUGCUCAAUUUUCUGUGUUUGUGCAUUAUCCAGACAAUGACAUAAUUUUAGUAGUGUCUUGUUUUAUGAAGAAUGUAGUAUUAUUUUAUUAAAAGUUUUAAAGUGUGAAUACUGAUUUUGAGGUCUGGGUUCAACCAGAAGUGUUGAUAUCCAAUCGGUACGAUACAAGUCAGAUCUGUGAUGCGUAUGGAUAAAUAAAUUGAUCAAGAUUAAUAAUAACAAGAAGUGUUCUCCAGUCUUUUCAGCUUGUUUAAAAAAUACCCUCUGUGUUAUGUAUGAAACCACCUCUGUCAGAGCGUCUCAAGUAGAGGAGGACACUGAAUGGAUUUUCUCCCAAGUUGGCCUGAAUACAGCUUAUAGACACAAGUCUCUUUCUUAUUCUUGAUCUCUAGACUACAAGUAACAGCAGCAUGCUUGUUUUGGGACCCGUGGAGAGUUAACCUACCCUACAUUUCUUUCAUAUUACCCUGACUUGCAGAAAAGGCUAGUCCAUUAAUAUAAAUUUAACAAGGGUGUUGCUGACAUAUAUAAUUUUUUAAUCAUUUGGUUUUUUAAUUUAAACCAAUAAUUUGAAUGCAUAUGUACAAUAUUUGUGUGAAAGAAGUACAAAUAGAAGUAACACAUGACCACAUUAUCUGUCCUCGCUUAUACUUUUUAACCUAGCAACUUUGUUGCAGUAGUAAGCAUUAAAAAUAUCAGAAAUUAUUGAUCCACUCUCACUCACUAUGAUGCAAUUAAGCUUUUGGCAUAUUAACUCCAGUUUUUCAGAGCAUACCCUAAUGUAUAUGACCUCAUUCUCAAAACAGACAAUCUGUCUGUCCUAGCCAAUAAUGUUAUAAUAGCCCUCAUUUACUAAUGUCAACCUGACUUUUUUUGUCGGGUUGUGCGAACAAAUUUCGUUGCACAACCCGACAAAAUAUUUCAUCACUCCGAGUGUUUUUUAACCCCUUAAGGACGCAGGACGUAAAUGUACGUCCUGGUGAGGUGGUACUUAACGCACCAGGACGUACAUUUACGUCCUAAGCAUAACCG